GUGUGGUAGUAGUCCAUCUUCUAAACCUUACCUUCUCUCCAUCACUGUACAACACCAUCUCUCAAGAUGUCUUCGAAAUUGCAAGUGUCAAGCGUGCGACAAAGCAUUCAACAAUUGUUGAAGUCUUCUGAAGAGAAGCACCGUAACUUCAACGAAACGAUUGAAUUGCAAAUCGGUUUGAAGAACUACGAUACUCAACGUGACAAACGUUUCUCAGGCACAAUCAAAUUGCCUCACAUUCCUCGUCCUCGUAUGUCUUUGUGCAUCUUGGCUGAUGCAGCUGACGUCGAUCGUGCCAAAUUGAUCGAUUUGGAAUUCAUGACUGUUGAAGAUUUGAAGAAGCUCAACAAGAACAAGAAAUUGGUUAAGAAAUUGGCAAAGAAAUACGAUGCUUUCUUGGCUUCCGAUGCUUUGAUCAAGCAAAUUCCUCGUUUGUUGGGUCCUGGUUUGUCCAAGGCUGGUAAAUUCCCAACACCAGUAUCUCACGCCGAAGAUUUGGAAAAGAAGGUGAUUGAAGUUAAGUCAACCAUCAAAUUCCAAUUGAAGAAGGUCUUGUGCUUGGGUGUUGCCGUCGGUCACGUUCACAUGACUGAUGACCAAGCCUUGGCAAACAUCAUGUUGUCCAUCAACUUCUUGAUCUCUUUGUUGAAGAAGAACUGGCAAAACAUCAAAUCUUUGGUUAUCAAAUCAACCAUGGGCAAGCCAAUCCGCUUGUACUAACCAUCUGUCGCAUUUAAGGAUUGCCGUGUAUUGUAUCACUAUAAUCGAACGAAACAAGUAGCGGUCGCACGCUUGUACCCAGCCACAACAUGAAACAUAUUGCCGAUUCAUUUCGUCAAUUCAUCGUUCGUCGGUGAGGGGAGCUCGAAACGGCAUCCCAAUCCCCAAAAUUAUUGGCAUUUUAUUCAAUGAAA
This is a messenger RNA of Meira miltonrushii, 914 nucleotides long. Its product is annotated as putative ribosomal protein L10a.e, cytosolic. Gene Ontology annotation, biological process: translation. The coding region runs from base 67 to 720 and encodes 217 amino acids. The transcript has a single exon. The record is from RefSeq and is a predicted model, not a curated record. Gene Ontology annotation, molecular function: structural constituent of ribosome; RNA binding. Gene Ontology annotation, cellular component: large ribosomal subunit. Lineage: Eukaryota; Fungi; Basidiomycota; Exobasidiomycetes; Exobasidiales; Brachybasidiaceae.